GGAUGCUAUUAUGGACGCAYUAAWRACUACCKGUGAAGAUCAACAAGGGAAUUACAAAACAAUUUUGAAGCGAUUGACAGACUUAAUUAARGCCAAGAAACUUAGAAAAAGAAUGUUGAUCCUCUCUUUUCUCUGGAUGUCCGUUAGCAUGUCAUUUUAUGGAUUUAUAUUGUAUGUGCCGAGCCUGUCAGGAAAUCUGUACCUCAACAUGUUUCUGCUGUUUUUGGUUGAUUUACCGCACACCCCCAUUGGAUGGUUUCUUAUGCAAACGAUUGGUCGUCGUUUGACGAUAUCUCUGUUUUACUUAUUUGGUGGGGGUAUUUGCCUUCUAUCUUUGGCCGUCAAAGAGACGCUUGGUGAAAUAAUGCACCAAACGAUAGAGGAGGCAGAAACAUCACCGGACAGCUACACAAUACCCUGCUGUCCUUGGAGAAAAGACUUUGCCAAGAUACCAAUGGAAGAUCUUGAUGAAGAAGCAAAUGAUGAAACAAAAAUUUAA
Messenger RNA from Exaiptasia diaphana, 499 nucleotides. RefSeq names its product solute carrier family 22 member 5-like. NCBI's taxonomy places the organism in Eukaryota, Metazoa, Cnidaria, Anthozoa, Actiniaria, Aiptasiidae. The record is from RefSeq and is a predicted model, not a curated record. The transcript has 4 exons. Bases 11 to 499 code for a protein of 162 amino acids.